UUCCAUCGGGGUUCAAGGUUCAAGCCUAUCAUUCGUUACAGAAAUGUUAAGAAAAAUGGUGGGGUGAAUGAAGUGAAUGUUUUUGCCGGAAUAAAUCAUCAAUACAUUGUAAACAAGUUUUAUGUGUGGGUGUUUGUGUGUGGCAAUUCGCUUCAAACGAAUUUGAAUAUCCGCAAUGAAGGUUUUUGGGUUAUACUCGAUGUUAUCGGUAAUUGUGGUUACUAUAGACGUAUGCGUUGCCAACGUACCAGCAGCUUUUCAAGUAUUCUAUACUGAUUCAAAUAAAGACGAUGCACUGGAAAAUAGUGUUGAUGGUGAAAAUAAUUUUUCCGCCACAGAAAAUGAAUUCACCAAGCUUAGAAUCGAAUACAUCAAAAAUCAAAUUUUGAAAAAGUUGAGGCUCAAAGAGAAACCCAAUAUUUCUGUAACCGAUUUGCCAAAGCCAGUUAAGGAAUAUGAACACUUUUUGCCAUCACAUGAUGCAAAUAUCCAGAGCAGCUUUUCUGAUGAUUUUUAUGGAAAAACUACUCAGGCCAUUAUAUUCCCAUACGAAGAUGAAGCUCGUUGCCUGAGAACUAUUCGUUUUCCUUCAGCCUGUCUACCUUUCCAAAUGCCAAAUGACAUUCAUAGUGUGGACGUCAAUACCGCAGAAUUAUGGUUCCACAAGGAAAGUGAUUUCCUAGAUGAGCAUAACCAAACGUUCAUCAUUUCGGAAGUAGCUCAUUGGGAUACAAAUAGAAGCUUUCAAAAGACCACACCUAUUGCUAUUCAGGAAACAAGCUUGAAUGAGGGGUGGUUGAAAGUGGAUGUCUCUUAUGUGGUCAAGAAUUGGUUGGAGUACAAAAAUUCACCAAUCCAUGCAAUCAGUGUUGUCUGUAAAACAUGUGGAAUGGAUAAAUAUCAAAGUCCGAUCUCAUUUAGGAAUGAUUUGAAACCAUUUUUGGUUAUUUACACUCAUACUCAACAGAGGAGGUCGUACCUUCACAGAAGACAGAGAAGGUCUUCGAACUGUGAACCUGGAAUCAAAGAAUGUUGUAGGGAAAGUUUAUAUAUAUCUUUCGCUGAAAUUGGUUGGGAUGACUGGAUAAUACAACCCGAAGGUUACAAUGCACACUUCUGUAGAGGUUCAUGUUUAACAGCGUCUGCCAUGACACUUAGUGCAUCUCAGCAUAACAGCAUAUUACAGAAAGUUAUGUACGGGCAAAACAGGUACCAUGAUACUCGUCCAGAGCUAACUCCAUGCUGUGCAGCGACCCAAUUUAGACCGUUACAACUUGUAUAUAUGCACAGUAAUAAGACGCUGACAACAAAACUUCUAUCCAACAUGAUAGUGGAAACUUGUGGUUGCAUGUGACCGACGCAGAUAACAAGACAGUGAUAGUUCAUGACAGUAUUCUGACUCUAGUGGCAUUGAACGUUUUCCAGUGAGGAUUGGAAUGGACACUAGCUAAACACAAAUUCAAUUUUUAUUUUUCGUUAAUAGUACCCGAGCAGAUAACAAGUAUUUCAUUGAUAUUAUGAUGAGAAAUAAUUCGUGAAAGCUACACCAGAUUGAAGCGGCUAACGAAGACAGUAGGCUGGAUAUUUGAACUUGGACGAAAAUGGUAUAAAGUCAUAUUGAGAUAAUUUGAGAACUGAUAUAUCUCUACAGAAUGAGAAAACAAUUUCAGAUUUUAGCGAUGCCUUUUUCAUUUCUAGAAAUAAUCUGAUUUCCUCUGAACUUACCUUACAAAAAUGUCUCACUAAUUGUAAUAAACAAAUUAUCUAAAAAAGUUUUCAGAAGUAAAAAAUACUAAAUUU
Messenger RNA from Leptinotarsa decemlineata (Colorado potato beetle), 1800 nucleotides. RefSeq names its product activin beta chain dawdle. NCBI's taxonomy places the organism in Eukaryota, Metazoa, Arthropoda, Insecta, Coleoptera, Chrysomelidae. The record is from RefSeq and is a predicted model, not a curated record.